Messenger RNA from Trypanosoma brucei brucei TREU927, 5217 nucleotides. RefSeq names its product ABC transporter, putative. Gene Ontology annotation, molecular function: ATP binding; lipid carrier activity; ABC-type transporter activity. Gene Ontology annotation, biological process: lipid transport; transmembrane transport. The record is from RefSeq and is a predicted model, not a curated record. The transcript has a single exon. NCBI's taxonomy places the organism in Eukaryota, Euglenozoa, Kinetoplastea, Trypanosomatida, Trypanosomatidae. Bases 1 to 5217 code for a protein of 1738 amino acids. Gene Ontology annotation, cellular component: membrane; intracellular membrane-bounded organelle.
AUGCAAGAACCCUUUGACGCGAAUGCUAAUGGUGGCGUCCAUGAGCCCUCGACAACAACACUGCAAAUGGAUUCUCGAAGCAGUGCAACAACCGGCAGCGUGGAAGUAUCCACCCAUGAUAUAUCUUUGCAUGCUGUGCGAAAGGACAGCAAUCGCAUAGGUGAUGGUGUAUCGGGUGUGCAUAACUGUCGUGCGUCAUUUAUGGAUAUGUUUCGGGCAACUGUUCAACGUUUAUUCCGGCAAACUGUCCGGCGAAAGUCUGAGGUAGUUUUGGAAGUGGUAGUGCCACUUCUUUUCAUGACUGUUACUGUCAUUCUGUGGUCUAUAUGGGGUACCAAUCAUAUUGAGGAAUCACCACGUAUCGAUUACGGGGCACUACCGAGGACCAUGAACCCAACAAUUUACCAGCACUUUACGUGCAGCGCUAAACUAGGUGGCGUACCAGGACUUAGAGUGUGUCGCAACAAGAAGGAAGUGGAGUGUAUAAAAGACGAGAUCACGGCUCCAUUCAGAGGCGUUUGCGUGCACAAGAGAGUGGGUGCUACCACUUUGGUAGCCUUUUUUGCCAAUGGGUUUGUCGGUCGUAUUGCGCCCAUUCCUCCACUUGACACGCUUAUUAUGCACCAAUGGCUUGCACGUCACGCAAAUACCCGAGUGCUAAUACCUCGAGGCCUUAUUCCGAACAACCGCUUGUCGGCCAUUCAAAGUUCCGGUCUGCUGUACUUUGUAGGAAAUGCCUCCGUGGUGAGGGGGAUAGUACAACAUUUGGGAAGAGUCUCUCACUAUUUUACCAACGUUUACGGUGGGACCUUUGAAACUUUGCCAGAGGCUCAGGAAGAAGUGAGAAGGCAAACCUUAAAUUGGGGGAUUGUUCACGUCCGGUGUUUUGAGCCUGGCAGUUUAGACGUUCAAAUUUACUUGAACGGCACAGCCCUGCCAACGCUUCGUGAAACCGUCGCUAAUGCGUAUCCGGGUGGGUUUCAACACAACAGAGCUGAAAUGUACGCCCUCUCGGGAUACCUUACUUUGCAAAAGGAAAUAUCGGAACAUCAUAUGGGACUUUUCAAUCCGGGUAUGGGCUUGAACAUCACGCCUUACAUGAUGCCGCAAGGCUUUGUGGAAUUUACGGAAACCCCACUUCUCCAGACCGCUCGCGGAAUUUUGCCGGUACUCUUCGGUCUCGCGUUUCUUUUCACUGUAACGUCUCGUGUGCACGUAAAUGUGAUGGAGAAAGAGUCCAAGAUACGGGAAACCAUUUUGAUUAUGGGUAUGAGGAAGUCUGUGCUUAAUGUGGUGUGGUUUCUGAAACCUCUGCUCAUUGAUCUUGUGGUGUGCUCCCUUAUUACUGUAUUGCUCAAGCUCACAUAUAUGCCACGGAGUGGCUCGGUGUCCCUGUUUGUUGUACUUUUUGUCUUCGCGUUGACAACUAUUCCCCUGUCAGGUGUCAUUUCGUGCUUCUUCAGCAAAACACGGCUCGCCUUGCUCGUAUCCCCCAUCAUAUACUUUCUGAUGACCCUGCCAUACGCUGUUGAGCGGCCAACAAAUGGAUUGCUGUGCAUGAUCUCAGCCUUGCUAUCACCAACCGCAUUUAUUUCUAUCGUGCACGGUGCCUUGGCCAUGGAGGUGUCGGGCGGCUUUCACCUUACGCAACUUCGAAUCGGCGGGGACCCAGUGUGUGCCGAAAUGUUGUUGAUUAUGUUGGUUGCCGACCUUGUACUUUACACACUUCUCAUGCUAUAUUUGGACACAGUGCUGCAAAACGAUUGGGGCACAACGAAACAUCCACUUUUCUUCAUAACGAACCCCAUCAGGGCACUUUUUUGGGAACGUCGGAAGGUCGGGACAUCCGCUUGCCCUUUCACUGAUGGGCGUGCAGAUAACGGUGUGUUUGAGGAUAUUGGGGACACUAAAGAGGAAGCCACUGUAGUGAUGGCAGGUCUUAGGAAAGAGUACCAACGCGGUGGAGACACUUUUGUCGCCGUCAACAACUUCUGUUGGUCGAUGGGCAGAGGAGAAAUAUCCGUGCUGUUGGGUCUCAACGGUGCAGGUAAAUCCACGGUGAUAAAUAUGAUAACAGGAAUGGUGAAGCCUGACGCUGGCGACUGUUACGUGAAUGGUCGAUCUGUGCGAAGGGAGCUAUCGGCGGCGCGUCAACAGAUGGGUUUUUGUCCUCAACACAACAUUCUAUGGCCGCAGUUAACUUGUCGUGAGCACUUGGAGUUCUUUGGCAAGAUCAAAGGUUUGAAGGGGAAGGCUUUGGACCUUGCAGUAGGGCAUGUGCUGCACGAAACAGGACUAUCUGAAAAAAGUGACGACCUCGCGGGACAUCUCUCUGGUGGACAAAAACGGAUGCUUUCGGUAGGCAUUGCAUUCGUGGGCGGCAGUCCACUUGUAUUACUGGACGAGCCGACUGCGGGCAUGGAUGCCUCUUCCCGACGUCAUGCAUGGGGUUUAUUGCAACGGAUGGCAGCCCACCACACAAUUCUUCUCACGACUCACUUCAUGGAUGAGGCAGACAUACUUGGCCACCGUAUCGCGAUCUUGAAUGAUGGUCGGCUGCAGUGUUCCGGUAGCAGCAUGUUCCUAAAGUCUAAAUUGGGUUUGGGAUAUAGUCUUACCGUUGUUAUGCGAUCGAAAGACAACUUCUGCUUUGUUGAUGACGCUGUGAAAAAGCACGUGCCCGGAGCAGAGUUGUUGAGUUACUGUGGGUGUGAAGUGAUUUAUCGUUUACCAUUGGGCGGCGUUGCUGCAUUCCCGUCGCUGAUCGAGAAGCUGGAAAUAGCAUCCGAUGUAAACCUUAAUUCUUAUUCUCUUGCUGCUACAACCCUGGAGGAGGUCUUCUUGCGUGUUUGUGGUGGGCAGCAAUGUUCUGCUGAGAAGCCGCGUGACUGCUCCUCCCUGUGGGGACGAGCGAGACGUCGUGCUGCAGGGAUAACUCAGUUAAAGGCCAUCAUGUUGAAACGUAUUUUCACAGCCUUGCGUGACCGGCGGAUGCACAUGUUGCAGGUUGUGUGCCUUACCAGUGUGCUGCUGGCAACGGUGUUGAUAGGCUCUAAUCCCGCACAGGUAGGGCCGCUUCCGUUGACUUUUGACCUCUACGAUGAAAAAGUUAUUGUCGAUUCGGCCAACUGUGGUUUGUUUUGGGGAAAGAGCCCCGGUGUACCGAAUGUUCACAUCAGUGAAAUAUCUGCUAAAGACACUAGGGAACUCAGUAUUUACGGCAUGAAAACUUGGUUCGCCCAUGAGUAUCCAAGGUACGCUGCUAUCUUCUGUGGGGAUAGGAUGCUUUAUAAUCCCAAGCUGCGAGGAAUGCCUGUAGUGAUGCUGUACAACUCUUCCGCCCUUCACCAAGUGGCUAUUACCAUGUCAAUGUUUUAUCAACUUGUUUUGCAGCGUGUGUCAGGAGUGCAGGCCAAUGUAUCGUGGUCGGUUGGAGUACUCGAGGACGAGGCCACGUACGUCGGCGCGCUGCAACUCAUGUUGAUAGGUGCGAUUAUGAUGAUCCCGUUAACUCUUAUUUCUUCUAACCCGCUAGCGUGGGUUGUGAAGGAACGGGAAUGCGGAUCGCUUCACAUGCAGAGGAUUGCCGGACUGAGGUUUCCCAUCUACUGGGCAAGCAACUUUCUUUUUGAUAUCACUAUGUAUUUUAUUUCAGUAUCUGCUAUAGUUUCGGUAUUGAUGUUGUUUGACCAAGAGGAUUACGUUGGUAGCGAGACAAUUGGAGCGUUUAUUACUGCACUUAUGCUUUAUGGGCUGACGAGCAUCGUCUUCGCCUACUUGCUCAGUUUUCUAUUCCGUGAACACUCGAAGGCGCAGCUGGUUGUGAUGGGAUUCAAUUUUGUCGUUGGUUUCCUCUCGGUCAUAGUGGUGUACGUAUUUUCAUUGCUCGAAAUAACAAGGGAGACGUCCGAAAGCCUCCGUUGGCCGUUUCGGCUUAUUCCUUCCUUUUGUGUUGGGGAAGCUAUCAUCAAUAUUUCCCAUUUCAGGUUCGGAAAAGCCGUAGGGAACGCGACGUCCGCAUUCGACAUGGAUGUUACCGGUUACCCUUUCAUCUAUCUCGCCGUGGAAUUCCCCAUUUUUUCACUUCUGGGGUUCCUCUUCGACCAUCCACGGCGACGUGCGUGGUGGAAUCGGCGGUCAUACGACCGGACGAAGGUAUUCGAUGAGGCUCAUAGCGGUGAUUCAGAUGUGGAAGAGGAACGGUGUCGUGUUUGCCUUCCCAUGGUUGACGGACCGGGUUAUCCCCCUGCGCGCGUUGUGAAUCUUAGCAAAAAAUACCCCAAUGGCAAGGAGGCUGUACGUGACCUCUUCUUCUUGGUUUCUUCAGGCGAGAUAUUCGCAUUACUUGGCACAAACGGCGCAGGAAAGACUACAACGAUGUCGAUCCUGUGCCAAGAGCUCAUGCCUACGGGUGGGGUGGUGGAAACUUGCGGAUGUGACAUCGUGAAGCAAGGAGGGAAGGCUCUACGGUGCAUCGGGUACUGCCCACAGUUUGACACCUGCAUCAGCCUCCUGUCGGUGGAAGAGCACAUACGACUGCAAGCCGGAUUGUACGGUAUGGUUGGCGAAGAAGUGGAAAAUGUUGUGACAGAUUUGCUUUAUAUGUGCGACCUAACGAAGUAUCGCAAAUCGCUAGCGGGAGAGUUAAGCGGUGGUAAUCGGCGCAAACUCAGCCUAGCUGUCGCUCUCGUUGGUGGGCCCGGUGUUAUUUUCCUUGAUGAACCAACAGCCGGGAUGGACCCUAUUGCCCGCCGCAAGAUAUGGUCCGUUAUUGAACGUGCUGCGUGCCAAUGCGCGGUGGUUCUAACAACUCACCACCUCGAGGAGGUUGAGGCCCUCGCCCACCGUGUGGCCAUUAUGAAGGACGGAACGAUGCGUUGCGUUGGCAGGAAUGCUCAUCUGAAAGACAAAUAUGGCGCCGGCUAUGAAAUGCACAUUUGUGUAGCGGAGGGUGAGUUACCCGCGUUGGUACGAGAGUUCGUGGACAGGCAAUUCGCAGGUGCUACUUUAAGGGAAUGUAAGGGCAGACAACUUGUGUACGCACUUCCCCGCUCUACGUCGCUUGCAGAUGCAUUUCGAACGCUAGAGUCAAGCAAAGACUUACUUGGUAUCGUUGACUACAGUGUUUCGCAAGCAACAAUUGAACGUGUGUUCCUUCAGAUCACCGAGCAGGAUGAAUGGGUUUCCAAACAGACCACUGAAAUGGAUAUCGUCUAG